AUGGCAGUUAAGUACAGUGCGUGCGGUAAAUACAUGUCUCCGCAAGAUGGCGCUAAUGUUACUUGUACAAAGUGCAAUAAACAGCUACAUCGUGCGUGUGUAGGCAUCCCAGUGGGCGCUUCACUAAUGCCAUCCUGGGCUUGCCCUGAAUGCAAAUUGAAAGAAAAACGUUGCAACAAGGACACAACGCUGAUAAAACCCGCAACAAUUACUGUUGCUAAUUCGAGUGAGGUUUCAAACCUCGGAGAGGAAUUGCGAUGUUUCCGAGAAGAAAUGCGACAAACCCGCGAAGAAUUUCGGGCAUUCAGAGAAGAACUUCAGGACAUAAGAAACCUUGUCAGCAAAUGCGAUGCUCGUUUAGAUAAGCUCGAGAACACGGUCCAAACUAUCCUGGAAUCACAAGAGCAAUAUAGCUCUCAAGGAUUAAAAAUUGAAAUCCUAAAACUCGAGUCGACCGUCAAUCAGUUGCAAGCCGACUUAAACGAUAGGGAUCAGGAGUUGCUUGCAAAUGACGUCGAAUUAAGUGGCAUUCCAGAGGAGAGUGGGGAGAACCCAACACACUUGGUUCUAUCAGUUGUGACCAAGCUUGGUGUUCAUUUGGAGGAAAAGGAACUGGUCCAUUGUAUGCGGAUUUUGUUAGCUUUGUCCUUCUAUGCUACUGGAAGUUACCAAAAAUUAGUUGGUGGAACAUAUGGCACAUUGAUGUCUCAGCAAUCUGUAUCUCGUGCCAUCAGAGAAGUGACUGAUGCUCUAAACAAUCCCAAUAUCCUUGGAAAAUGGAUAAGAUUUCCGCAAACACGUCAAGAAAGAGAUGCUAUAAAACGAAGAUUUUAUGAAAAAUUUAAUAUACCAGCUGUUUUGGGUUGCAUUGAUGGUACACAUAUAAGUAUUGUUAGACCCACAGAAAAUGAGGAGAGGUUUUUCAACAGAAAACAUUUUCAUUCAAGAAAUGUUUUAAUUAUAUGUGAUGCUGAUUUAAAUAUACUGUCAGUAGAUGCUUCUUUUGGCGGAGCCUCUCAUGAUAGUUUUAUAUGGAACCAGCAUCCAGUUAAAAACCAUAUGAUUUCGUUGCUUAGUUCAGGAGAAAAUGUGUAUUUAUUAGGUGAGCAUAAUAAAAGCGAGGAAGAACAUUAUGAGUGA
Molecule: messenger RNA, 1140 nt
Organism: Parnassius apollo (apollo)
Lineage: Eukaryota; Metazoa; Arthropoda; Insecta; Lepidoptera; Papilionidae
Source: the annotation of a GenBank genome assembly